Molecule: messenger RNA, 1297 nt
Organism: Calliphora vicina (urban bluebottle blowfly)
Lineage: Eukaryota; Metazoa; Arthropoda; Insecta; Diptera; Calliphoridae
Gene: SdhBL
Product: Succinate dehydrogenase, subunit B (iron-sulfur)-like
Exons: 1
Coding region: 90-1034 (314 amino acids)
Biological process (GO): aerobic respiration; respiratory electron transport chain; tricarboxylic acid cycle
Cellular component (GO): mitochondrial membrane
Molecular function (GO): electron transfer activity; 2 iron, 2 sulfur cluster binding
Source: RefSeq, a predicted model, not a curated record
CAUAAAUGUCAAUUUUUAAAAAAAUAUUUUUUUUAUUUUAAAUAAACAAAUCUAAAUAUCCAAGACUCUAUUAAAGGAACAGAACAAAAAUGUUUCAAUUAAUUACGAAACCUCGAAACCAACCCUCUGGAAUUUUAAGAAACCUUUUAAAACGCCAUUUGGCUGCUACUAAAACUGGAAAACCCACUUCAAGACCUCCACCAGCCAAACCCGCCACUCCCACUAAAAAGGAAAAGCAAGUCCCCGGCAAGGAUGCACCACCCAAAGAAAAGAAACCACAAAUUAAAACCGUACAAAUAUAUCGCUGGAAACCGGGUGAUAAACCCAAAAUGCAAACCUAUAAAGUGGACUUGAGCAGCAUAAAUCCCAUGGUUUUAGACGUGUUGCUCAAAAUCAAAAACGAUAUGGAUCAAACUCUAACUUUUCGACGCUCGUGUCGUGAAGGUAUUUGUGGUUCGUGUGCAAUGAAUAUUGGAGGCAUUAACACUUUGGCCUGUAUCUAUAAAACUGAUACGAAUCUCUCAAAACCUUUAAGAAUUUACCCUUUACCGCAUAUGUAUGUUAUCAGGGAUUUGGUAACAGAUUUCUCACAAUUCUACGAGCAAUAUCGUUCCAUACAGCCAUGGUUGCAGCGCAAAGAUACCAAGAAUGAAAUUAAGGGUUGUGCCCAAUAUUUGCAACAUCCCGAAGAUCGCGAUGUUUUGGAUGGUUUGUAUGAGUGUAUUUUGUGUGCAUGUUGUCAAACCGCCUGUCCUUCAUACUGGUGGAAUAGUGAUCGUUACUUGGGACCGGCUAUUUUAAUGCAAGCCUAUCGUUGGGUCAUCGAUUCACGUGAUGAGGCCACCGAAAAACGUUUGAAACAUUUGAUGGAUCCAUAUAAACUAUACCGUUGUCAUACUAUAUUAAAUUGUACCAAUACUUGUCCGAAGAAUUUGAAUCCGGCCAAGGCCAUUGUUAAGUUGAAGCAGUUGUUGGCCGGCUUGAAGAGCAAAGAGAAGCCCAAGUUGGAGACGGGAAAAUUGUUCAAGUCCUAAGUUUGGUUUGGGUUGGUUAAGGUUUGGGUUGGACUUUUUUAUAUUUUAAAUAAAGAUUUUGGUUGUGAAAUAAUCCAGUUUGAAGGGAUUUUAGUAAAUUUUGGUACAAUUUUAUGGAAUUUUAAUAAGAAGUAGCUUCUGCAGUAGAGUUAGGUUAUGAUACUAUUUCCAUUUAAAGCUUAUAUUUCCAACUUACGAAAGAAAUUUUUUUUUUUCGAAAAAUAUUAACAAUCCUGAACCAAAAAAUUAAAUAUAAUUGCAGA